Molecule: messenger RNA, 4291 nt
Organism: Cottoperca gobio
Lineage: Eukaryota; Metazoa; Chordata; Actinopteri; Perciformes; Bovichtidae
Gene: zdhhc7
Product: zDHHC palmitoyltransferase 7
Exons: 8
Coding region: 213-1262 (349 amino acids)
Biological process (GO): protein targeting to membrane; peptidyl-L-cysteine S-palmitoylation
Cellular component (GO): Golgi apparatus; endoplasmic reticulum
Molecular function (GO): protein-cysteine S-palmitoyltransferase activity
Source: RefSeq, a predicted model, not a curated record
GUGAACCCCGGAAGCACCGUCGUUACUGGUCACCGACUGUCAACCCGUUGUUAGAGCGAUAUGUUGCUGCUGCUGCGGGCACGGCUGCGUUAAAACUGGAGUUCAUCUUAAACGGGACUCCAAGAUGUAUUAAGACGGCGCUCACGACAAUAGAAAUUAGCAAUAUUAAGGUGUCCGCCUACAUGCCAGCCAACAUAUGUACCUCAUCAUGAAUGCUGGUCCAGGACGUAAACAACACACCAUGUUUUUGUGAGGAGAGAACAUAUUCGGGCAGGAUGCAGUCUUCAAACCACCGACUGCGAGAUAUGGACCAGCACCACCCGCUGCUGUCGGCAGGUGCAGAUGUCGAGACAGGGAGCCUGGCAGCAGCCGGAGUGAUGGUCGGGGGUCCCCACGCUUGCCACGCGGGAGGGAACCGCACGCUGUGGUUCAUUCAGGACAGCUGUGGGAUGGUGUGUGCAGGCAUGACCUGGUUCCUGGUGCUGUAUGCUGAAUUUGUGGUGAACUUCGUCAUGUUGCUGCCCAGCAAAAACUUCUGGUACUCGCUGCUGAACGGGGCCACCUUCAACUCCCUGGCUGUGCUUGCCUUGGCCUCACAUCUGCGCACCAUGUUGUCUGACCCGGGUGCGGUUCCUAAGGGCAACGCAACCAAGGAGUACAUGGAGAGCUUACAGCUGAAGCCUGGCGAGGUCAUCUACAAGUGCCCGAAGUGCUGCAGCAUCAAGCCUGAGAGGGCACAUCACUGCAGUAUUUGUAAAAGAUGUAUCCGGAAGAUGGAUCACCACUGUCCCUGGGUCAAUAACUGCGUGGGAGAAAAGAACCAGAGAUUCUUUGUACUUUUCACUAUGUACAUAUCUUUGAUUUCUGCCCAUGCCCUGGGCCUCAGUGGUAUGCACUUCUUCACCUGUAUUAAAGUCCAGUGGAACGAGUGCAGUGACUUCUCUCCGGGGGUGUCCGUGCUGCUGCUGAUCUUCCUCUGUCUCGAAGCCAUCCUCUUCCUCACGUUCACAGCUGUGAUGUUUGGUACGCAGCUCCACUCCAUCUGCAAUGACGAGACGAGGGGUUUGAAUGUCUUGCAGGAGAUUGAACGUCUUAAAAAUGAGAAGCCCACGUGGGAGCGUCGCAUGAGAUGGGAUGGGAUGCGAGCUGUAUUUGGGGGCUCGCCCUCUCUGCUGUGGUGCAACCCAUUCACAGGCCUGCGUCUGCGGCGCCUGUUGCUGCUGACCCAUGGUCGCCGCGGCGGGUCUGAGUUCUCCGUCUGAGAGCAGGGACUGAUGCAGCUCACCAACACUUGACCGUCUCUAAAGCAAGAUUUCUUGUAGGCCUCCUUGGCCAGGGCUAGGAUGGACCUCUUCUCCCUCAGGCUGUCCUUUAUGUGUGAGUGACAGGGAGACAGGCUGCUGCUCCAGUGGGACCCCAGCCAAUCACAAACUAACACUGAAAGUUUGUAUUUUCACUCUAACUUGCUGAUGUAGACCUUACUCAAGAGUAUGCUGAACAACUGGACUAUUGUUUCUAACAUGAGCAGAUGCUUUAGUUUGUUUGUGUGUUUUUUAGGUAAAGCAUGCAGUAUGUAACUCAAGUGACUCUUUCAUUCCUUGUGAGACGUCCAAGCUGCCGUUCGAACUCAACUCGUGCACCCUCGGUACAUCUCUUCAGCAGCGGGUUUUCUUUGCUGCGUACAUGAGAUUCAAGCGUAGGGUUUAAAUCAGCAACAUAUCUGUAAUCAGCACUGGACCCCAGACAAGUGGAUAUAAAUGUGGAAAUGCUUGAAACUGUUCUUUUGGACCCAGACAAGGAAAUCACAGGCAAAGACAUGCUGCACUUGAAGGAAAGUCUGAAUAUGCAGCACAGUAGAAAUCAGAAAUUGAACUGUGCUGCCUUGAUUUGCAUGUAUAACCGCUCAAUCAGGCGACAUCUGAGCCAGGAAAUGAAGGCUUUCACUAUCUUCAAAUGAAUGAACAGGCUACUUUAAACGCAAGCCUCAUUCUUAUUCAAGAGGACUGAGUGGCUUCUCCUAUCCGUUCAUCUUGUUUGUCAUGUUUUUCCCUUCAUUGUGCUGGAAUUGUUGGUUCUUCAUUACUCAGGCCAGUAGAAAUGAAUUGCUCUUUUUUAUUCUUUUUUUUUUUUUUAAUAACUGCUGAAGCUUCUUUACCUUUUGAUCACAGUGAACUCCUCAACAGUUGAUCAUAUUGACAACUGUUAUUCUGAAUCUUCAUUUGGAUAACACAUUUUGUAUUAGUUGUACAUAUGUGCCCAUACAUUUGCCAUUGCACCACUCCGACAUGCUGCUCCACAUCUCAUUCUCUAACCCCCAGACUGCUGAUCUGCCGCCCUGUGUUCUCAUAAAGAAGGGAUUCCAUUUUAACAACUUUGGCUGCUUAAAAGACCGAAUGUCAUUAAGUUUGAAUUGUUUUACUCGUACUCAAUGUUCUUCUACAUGGAAAACGUAAGGCUGCUUCUGUGUAAAGUAACUUCAUAGCAUUUCAACUCUUAAAAAAACAACGUUACAAACACUCGAGACGGAGCCAAGUUUCAGACAAGGUGGCUUUGAAUGCUCCUCGGGCCACUGAGUGGUGCCACAUUUUGAAAAGUAGAACUUAAAUCACUAGCACAACCUCCCUUUGGCUCCUUGUGAGCUCACUCUGAUCUGCGGAGCCAAGCUCCAUUGUGCAGUUGUCUUGUGUUAAAAGGGAGCUGCUUUGCUGAGGUACCAGGCUCAUUAUACAAGCUUUAAUACUGAACUAAGUCUCGGGGAGCUCAGCCAGGCCUUUCCUACUUCACUCCAGAAAUGUCAGGCCUGUAACAUGUAGUGGAAGGAGAGUAGCAGAUAUUUCCCCAGUGUUAUUAGAACACUUAUUCAUGCCUUUAAAAUCACUCCGUAAAGUGAAUUUGUCAUUAUUGCCAGGUUUAUAAAAAGUGUUUUUCAUUUAGUGACAACUUGUCUCCUAUUUGUAUUUUGCAUAAUUAAUGAGCCUGUUUGCACUGGAUUAAUGUGUCUUUUUGAAUCUAGAGUUUGACCGUAUUGUCAAAGUGUUGUCAAAUCUAGAUUCUCAAAGUCUCAUUUUGUUUGGCGUGUUGGACAAUAUACUGCUGCUUGUUCUCAUCUGUGGUUGUCAGGAGAAGGAACUCCACUGUUUACACUAAAUGAUGAUAUCUGAUGUGCUUUGGCUUUAGUGUUUUAAGAAACAUGCUGUCAUUAGAAUGUAAAGCAUAUCUGUUGUGGGACUACGGGACACCGCACUGAAAGCUAACUGACAUCAGGGGGUUUUAUUAACACUGGCCUCUCAUUUCCGCAUCACCUCAGCAACAGUUUUCCGAUUAAAUGUUGGGAGAAUAUCGCUUUCUUAUUCAUGUCAUACUUUCUAUAUUCAGCAUUGUUCAUUCAGCAGGUCCCGAAUCCUGACAUGCUCAAUGUUUAAUUUAUGAGGUGUGAAAUGAAAAAGAGGGAAGUUCAGCCAAACACACAGCAUAUCUAUGAAAUCAUAUGCACAUGUAAUAAUUGAAGAAUUAUCAGAAAACAACAGAAAAAGUCAUGCUUUUUUUUAGUUUGUUAGAUGCACACUGUAAUCAAGCAACAGCUGUUAUUAAAAAUACAUCCAGAGCCAUGAGAGGACGAGUCUAAACACAAAAUGUAUUAGAAUAAUACAAAUGUCUGAAACGGGACUUGAGGUAACAGAGGCAAGACUAAUACACUGUUAAACCUUUUUUAGUGGUAUUUGUAGGAAGUAACAGAACAUCAGCGCUAAUUAUGGAUUGUGUUGACUGGAUAUGAAUAUUUGAUGUUGACUGGUAUAAUUUGGUUGAUGUAAACGAGUAUUUCACAAUAGGAUGGUCCUGUUUCAUGACCAAACUCAGAUGCUGUAAUCAUAAUGUCUUAAAUUGGGGUUCUGUUACAGGGUAUGUAGUUUAACAUUCAUGCUCAGCAAUAGAAUCAAUGAAUGAUGAUUUUUAAAGGGUUAUACCGGUAAUUGUAUUUUCUCCACCUUCUGCUGUUUGAGUUAUUGAAAUACAAUCAACAUGGGGAGAGGAUUGUUUGACAAUGUACACUAUCCUGUCAAGAUUAUUAACAUUAACAUUGCCAUGAACUGUUGAGAAAUAUUGUUUCCUCAAGAACAAAAGUCCUUCAGCUUUAUAAACAAAGUAUAAAGGUUAUUAUUAACAAUAUAUAAAUGGAAUGUUUUAUUCAAGUUUUUUUUUAAUUAAUGUGUCAUAAUCUUAUGUCUUAUAUCUUUAAUGUCAUUAUUUUACAUAAUAAACUUGAUUAAAUUAAAGCAAUGUAUUGAUUGUC